Egretta garzetta (little egret) is the source of this 3178-nucleotide messenger RNA. RefSeq names its product apolipoprotein O (gene APOO). Bases 413 to 1093 code for a protein of 226 amino acids. Gene Ontology annotation, cellular component: MICOS complex. The transcript has 8 exons. The record is from RefSeq and is a predicted model, not a curated record. Gene Ontology annotation, biological process: cristae formation. NCBI's taxonomy places the organism in Eukaryota, Metazoa, Chordata, Aves, Pelecaniformes, Ardeidae.
UGAGUCGCUCUCUCUGAAGUUGUGUUUUCCAAGGCCUAUUUCAAAGGCCUCCUCUGCUGCUAACCUCUUUUGAGUGUAGUAAAUGCCGUUGGUUUAGCAGUUGCUCUACCAAAGCUACCUGUAGCUUUAGACUUGUUUGAAAUUUAGGCUGACGUGGAAUAUUUGCGCUGAAUAAUAUGACUCCUCAGGUAACUGGUGGCUGUAGCUUAAAGAAAUUUGAAACUGCUUUGAGGAAAGUAAAUGGAGUCGUGCAUGUCUUGAUGUCUUUUCUAGCUGUGUUUUUCAUUCUUGAAUGUUCCAAAAAUGACAGGAAGUAAUAUUUUACUGAAAGCAUAUUUUUUCAGAAUGAAAGUGCAUUUCAGAUUUUUGCCUUUUCAGUGACAGAACAGUUUUGCAGUGAAAAAAGGAAAGAAUGAGGAAUAUAUUUCUACAGUUAUUAAUGGUAAUUCGGCUGGGGGCCACCCCUGUUAGCCUGAGCUUGCUCUCUCUCCAGGUUUAUGCUUCCUCUUCAGAGAAGGAGACUUCCAAAAAGGAGUUGCUGAAAAUUGAGGAACUGUCACUCUACUCCUCUCCAGCUCGUGAGACUAAAUAUGUGGAGAAUCCACAAACCCAAUUGGAAGAGGGGGUUUCGCAUUUACGGCAUGUUAUGGAACCAUAUACGGCCUGGUGUCAGGAUCUUUAUGCCAAAGCUAUGCCCAACUUAGAAAAAGCUGUUGAGCGUGGUAGAGAGGGCUGUGAAUUUCUCCAAAACCCCCCUGCUGGAUUUUAUCCAAGGCUUGGUGUGAUAGGUUUUGCUGGAAUUGUUGGUUUGUUUCUUGCCAGAGGCUCAAAAAUAAAGAAGUUAGUGUAUCCUGCAGGUCUCAUGGGCAUUGGUGCCUCUAUGUAUUACCCUCAGCAAGCGGUUUCUGUUGCAAAGGUUGCUGGUACACAGCUGUACGACUGGAGUCUUCAGGGAUAUAUUGCUGUAGAAUCUCUUUGGAAGGAUAACCCUAAGAAGAAGAAAUCUGGGAAAAAAAGUGAUAAGGGUGAUGCAGAUGGUGACAAGCCCCUGGAAAUCCAUGCUGCUUCAAAUGAAGAGCGAGCCCAGAAGUAGAACACCCGAUCACUUGGCAUCAAACAGGUAAAGGAUAAAGACUGGUAACAGUAUGUGGCUCCAGCAGCAAAAUAACUUGGAAAAGCUGAACAUUUGCAAGUUUGACUUGUAGUUAUCUUCUUCAUACUGAUGAAGAAAGAGGGGAAGAGAGGUAAUAAUUUGAUUCAUUUUAACAUCUCUCAAGAAUAUGCGUGCUCCUUAACACUGUGUAACUUAAGUCAUGUAAAUUCUUUAUCCUCAGAACAUAACAAGUAAAUGUCUGUCUCCUCCAAGGGUUCUGAGUUAAUUUAGCAAGGCCCUUGUAUUGGGGUUUGUUUUUUUUUUUUUUAAUCCUUCUUCCCUUCCCAUUUCUGCCCCUUGUGCUAAAAACCUCUUUGCCUUCUUUCUCAUACCUGUGCAGGUAUGAAGGAAGGAAAAGAACCUCUUUCCUACUGAUAAUGUUUUCUCUAAAGAUUUGUCAAUGCCAGGGUACAACGUUAUCUUACAGCCUGUAACAGUCCACGAUGUGCCUGACCUUUCAUGUUGAUGCACCUCCCUAACGAGCAUCAGUUGGGAAUGAAUGAUGGAGGAAAUGCAGGCAGCGUUUCCCAGUUCUCCAAGCCAGAAACUCAAGCUGAGACAAUACUUCUGUUUCUGACUUGGCCACUGGGCUGCUUUCUAAACUCACUAAGUCCUGUGAUUGUUACAGUUUCUAGAAAAGCAAAACAAACCCACCUUCUCAGCUUUUUUUAAGGUGGUUCAAUUUCAUAGGACAAAAAUUGCUCUGUAUUUGAGGCCUAUUGUUACUAAUGAUAAAGUAAUUGGACAUAAUUUAGUACAGAAUCAGAUGUCUACUCUGCUCUCUGUUGAUAAAGGAUGUCGUAUCCAAACAUGUUUUCUAGUUGCUUUUCUUUGCCCUAUAUUAUUUUCACAUUAUGGUAAAGACUUUAUUUUUCAUCAGGAAGUAAUCCUGGCAUUGUAGGGACUCCUCAUUAUUUUUGUGUGCAGUGUUCCCUUUACCAGUAAAAUUGUUCUUUUCCUAACUGCCAACUGUGUAAAUAGAGUCCAGAUUUAGAAAACUGCACCAAUUUUUUCUUCCAUGCAUCAUCACCAGUCAUAGAUGUUUGCAGAUGUGAUGGAACACGUGCAUCUGCUUGAGCAACAGCAUUCCACUGUUACAGGAUCAGCUUUAAAAGCAAAUCUAGUUUCUAAUGUUGUAUUUCCCUCAGUGUGUUUUUAAUUGCUGUAACUAAUUCUCACAAGGGCAAAAAGGUAUGUUGGCUGGCUGAUUUACAGAAUGCAUUAGUUUCUCCUUUGACCAUAUGAAUAUAAAGUCUUUAAGAAUAUGUGUUUUCCAAGUACUUUAUAAAAAUAGCCAUGUAAAAUAAAAAUUAAAAAAGAAACAGGAAGAACAGUUUUGUUUUGAGUAAAGAUACCCAGGAGAACCAAGAGGAAGAAAAGCUUCUCUAAAAUUCACUAAAAUGUGCUUAUUGUGAACUAUGACAGAACUACUAAAUGUUAAAAAGCCAGGAAAAUUGAACUUUUGUGUGUAUGUAUGUGGGACACCAUGCAAACAUCAAGGUUCAUUACAAACAGAAACCCAUAAAUAGCUUUUAUUUUCUUUCAGCAUUUCUUACUAUGUGAAUAUCAGUUCUGGUAGGUCGUUACUCACUUUUUGAAAUGCUAGUGCUUUUUGCUGAAGGCACAUUUUCUUUUUAAGGGGUGGUGGGUGGAAGGAAAGGAACAAAGCUGUCAGGAAGACUUACGCUAAAGUUGGCAUCCAGACCCUUUGUCCUCAGGAUUUUAAUCCUAAAUAUACUCAUCCUAUGUAAGUAAGUUUUGAGGAAAAGCUCACUAACAGCUGGUGUCUUAGGUGCUCUACUGUCUUUCUUUUUACAGAGUUAAGAUAAUUGCUCAGGUGCUUGAAGUACCUGGGUGCUGCUGGUUUUGAAAUCUGUUUGUUUUGCCACAUGUUUCUGGAGGAGAUACAUAAAUGGAACUGCUAGUUUUUUGACCUAGAGCAACCAGAUGGUGAAAGUUCAGUUCCGUAUCAAUUUUCAGCUGUUCUGCGGGGGUGGUGACUUGCUACUUCUGCUUGAAAUCAAA